This is a messenger RNA of Rhododendron vialii, 3629 nucleotides long. RefSeq names its product leucine-rich repeat receptor-like protein kinase TDR. The transcript is spliced from 2 exons. Lineage: Eukaryota; Viridiplantae; Streptophyta; Magnoliopsida; Ericales; Ericaceae. The record is from RefSeq and is a predicted model, not a curated record. The coding region runs from base 328 to 3423 and encodes 1031 amino acids. Gene Ontology annotation, biological process: protein phosphorylation. Gene Ontology annotation, molecular function: protein binding; ATP binding; protein kinase activity.
GAGAGAGAGAAUCAAAGAUAUACAUACAAGUAGUAGAAAUUUGAAGUGGGAGUUACAACUAGAACUACCAGAAGUAGAAGAGGAAGAAGAAGAAACAGUGGCACCCAUUACAACAGUUUUCACUCAUUUCCCUUCCCUUUUCUCCUCUCUCUCUCUCUCUCUCUCUCCAAAUUUUCACAACCCAACAGAACCCACUGAGAGGAAACUAAUCAUGAUGAAACACCCUCUGCACCCAACACUUCCCAAAAGCAUUUCUCACCCUCGUCAAAACCUUCCCUCCCUUAAAUUUACCCCUCUUCACACUACCCAUCUCUCACCCAAAAAACCAUGAACCAAUUCACCUCCUACCCUUCUUCUUCUUCUUUCCCUCUCUAUCUCACCGCAUUCUCACUAAUCUUCUUUCUCAACAUAUCCCUAUCCUCCACCACCACCACCACCACCACCACCACCCCCCUCCAACUCCUCUCUCUCCUCUCUCUAAAAUCCAUCCUCAAGGACCCCCUCAACACCUUCCAUGACUGGGACCCCACACCCACCUUCUCAAAACCUGGUAGCUUCCAACCCGUCUGGUGCUCCUGGUCCGGCAUCAAGUGCGACAGAAAGGCCUCCCAAGUCAUUUCCCUCAACCUCUCCAGGCGCAACCUCUCCGGCCGAAUCCCGCCUGAAAUCAGCUACCUCGCCCACUUACACCACCUCAAUUUGAGCUCGAAUUCCUUCGACGGCCCCCUUCCCGCCGCCGUCUUCGACCUCGCUUACCUCAGAACUCUCGACAUUAGCCACAACAAUUUCAAUUCCACCUUCCCACUCGGUAUCUCAAACCUCAAUUUCCUCACAGUUCUCAAUGCUUACAGCAACAGCUUCACCGGUCCCCUGCCGGUGGAGAUCACCCGCCUCCCCUCCCUCGAGUACCUCAACCUCGGAGGAAGCUACUUCGAGGGAGAAAUCCCGGCUAGUUACGGAAACUUUCAGAAUUUAAGUUUUCUGCACCUAGCCGGGAACCUUCUAACCGGUUUUAUCCCGCCCAAGCUGGGUUCGUUAACCCAGCUCGAGCGGUUAGAGAUUGGUUACAACGUGUUCGUCGGCGGGAUUCCACCAGAGUUCGGAAAAUUAUCCAAUUUAAAAUACAUGGACGUCUCCACCGCUAAUCUCUCAGGCGAGAUCACCCCUCAACUCUCCGACCUCACCAAGCUCGAAUCGCUGUUGCUGUUUAAAAACGGCUUCACCGGCCAAAUUCCGCCGAGUUUUGAAAAACUGACGGCGCUAAAGUCUCUUGAUCUGUCCGACAACUUCAUUUCCGGGCCUAUCCCUCACGGAAUCUCUGAUUUGAAAGAGCUAACCGUCUUGAGCCUAAUGAACAACAAACUAAGCGGCGAUAUACCGGACGGAAUCGGGGAGCUUCCCGACCUCGAAUUGCUGUCCCUCUGGAAUAACUCUCUCACCGGAAUAUUGCCUCAGCGGUUAGGGUCGAACCGAAAUCUGCAGAAACUCGACGUGUCGUCGAACUCGCUCUCCGGUCCCGUGCCUCCCAAUCUCUGCCUUGGAAACAAGCUGGUCAAACUCAUUCUGUUUGGGAAUAAUUUCAUCGGCGAGCUUCCUCCUUCGCUUGCGAAUUGCUCGACCUUAUCCCGGUUCAGAAUCCAAGACAAUAGAUUAAACGGCUCUAUCCCGUUUGGAUUCGGCUCUUUGUUUAAUCUGACGUUCAUGGACUUGAGCAAGAACAACUUCAGCGGAGGAAUCCCGAGGGAUUUCGGCAAUGCGGCCGUGUUAGAGUACUUGAACAUAUCGGAGAACUCGUUCGACACGAGUUUGCCCGAUAACAUAUGGAGUUCGCCGAACCUGCAGAUAUUUUCGGCGAAAUCGUCGAGGCUCAAGGGCAAAAUCCCGGAUUUUAUGGGGUGUAGAAGCUUGUACAAGAUCGAGUUAGAAGGAAACGAUCUCGACGGGAGCAUUCCUUGGGACGUCGAUCACUGUGAGAAGCUUAUUUGCUUGAAUUUGCGUGGCAAUUCGCUUACCGGUAUUAUUCCGUGGGAGAUCUCGACGUUGCCGUCGAUCACCGACGUUGAUUUGUCGCGGAACAACCUGACCGGGGAGAUCCCUUCGAGUUUUAACAACUGUACCACCCUGGAGAGUUUCAAUGUGUCUUACAAUCAGCUAACCGGACCGAUUCCUUCGUCGGGGACGAUAUUCCCCAACCUCCAUCCAACGUCAUUUAUCGGGAAUGCCGGUCUCUGCGGUAGAAUUCUACAGAAACCGUGCGGAGGCGAGGGGGUCGCGGCCGGAGCGGUGGAGGUCCGGCCGCGGCCGAAAAGGACCGCCGGCGCGAUCGUGUGGAUCAUGGCGGCGGCGUUCGGGAUCGGGCUGUUCGUGCUUAUUGCUGGUAGCAAGUGUUUCCACGCAAGCUACAGCCGUCGAUUUUCUACAAGCGAUACUCAUGAGAUCGGGCCGUGGAAACUAACCGCCUUUCAGCGGUUGAAUUUCACGGCAGACGAUGUGUUGGAGUGCCUAUCGAUGACCGAUAAGAUCAUCGGUAUGGGGUCUACUGGGACUGUGUACAAGGCGGAGAUGCCAGGUGGCGAAAUCAUAGCAGUGAAGAAGCUAUGGGGAAAGCACAAGGAAACAAUCAGGAGAAGACGAGGGGUGCUCGCCGAGGUGGAUGUGCUGGGGAACGUGAGGCACCGGAACAUCGUGAGGCUGUUAGGGUGCUGCAGCAACAACGAGUGCACAAUGCUGCUUUACGAGUACAUGCCCAACGGAAGCCUAGACGACUUAUUGCACGAAAAAAACAAGGGUGAGAAUUUGGUGGCCGAUUGGCUUACCCGGUACAAGAUAGCGUUAGGGGUGGCUCAAGGGAUUUGUUAUUUACACCAUGAUUGUGAUCCGGUGAUAGUGCACCGUGAUUUGAAACCGAGCAAUAUUCUCCUUGACGGGGAGAUGGAGGCGCGGGUGGCCGAUUUCGGGGUAGCCAAGUUGAUCGAGUGCGAUGAGUCGAUGUCCGUCAUUGCCGGGUCCUACGGCUACAUUGCCCCAGAAUAUGCUUACACAUUACAAGUUGAUGAGAAGAGCGACAUCUACAGCUUCGGGGUGGUUUUGAUGGAGAUUCUGACCGGCAAGAGAUCGGUGGAUUCGGAGUUUGGCGAAGGCAACAGUAUCGUCGAUUGGGUGAGGACCAAAAUCAAGGCGAAGAACGGACUUAUCGACGUGCUGGACAAGAACGCCGGGGCGUCGUGCGCGUCGGUGAGAGAGGAAAUGAUGCUGGUGCUGAGGGUUGCAUUGAUCUGCACCAGCCGGAACCCUGCCGAUCGGCCCUCGAUGAGGGACGUGGUGUCGAUGUUGCAAGAGGCCAAGCCCAAGCGGAAGUCGCCCGAGAUGGGACGAGGUGGUGGUGACGCUCCGGUGGCUCAGAAACCGAUUGUCGAAUGUUAAUAAUAUGGUUUUACUUCUUCUUCUUUUUUGUCCUUUUAGUGUUUUUUGUCUUUUCUUCUUCAAAUUGGGGGGGAUUGGUAUAGGAGAAGUGAGUUGUUUUCCGUUUUAAGUUGCAAUGCUUCCUAUUAUGUGCAAUAUUGGGUUGUGCUCAUUAAAAAUUGGUGCUUUUGUUUCCAUAUAUAACUAUGAGAUUAAGGUUGCUAUUA